Epinephelus lanceolatus (giant grouper) is the source of this 3992-nucleotide messenger RNA. RefSeq names its product myosin IG (gene myo1g). The record is from RefSeq and is a predicted model, not a curated record. Gene Ontology annotation, molecular function: microfilament motor activity; actin filament binding; ATP binding. Gene Ontology annotation, biological process: actin filament-based movement; endocytosis; actin filament organization. NCBI's taxonomy places the organism in Eukaryota, Metazoa, Chordata, Actinopteri, Perciformes, Serranidae. Gene Ontology annotation, cellular component: microvillus; cytoplasm; plasma membrane.
CACUGUCUGCACUACCGGGCCCCAGAAGUCGACCAUACUUCUCUUUCUUCUUCCUUGAGCUGCUUUCUGUUCCUCUGCGUCUUGUCCGUCCUUUUAUUUUUAGUGUGUUUGGUGAACACAGACAGGGAUGGCGGAGCUGGAGGGCCUGGAGUUUGGGAAGUCAGACUUUGUUCUGCUGGAUGAGGUGACGAUGGAGCAGUUUAUGGAGAAUCUGAAGUUGAGGUUUGAGAAGGGCCGUAUCUACACCUACAUCGGAGAAGUAGUCGUCUCCGUUAACCCGUACAGACAGAUGGACAUUUAUGGCAAAGACACCAUUGAUGCGUACCGGGGUCGCGAGCUGUAUGAGAACCCUCCUCACCUGUAUGCAGUGUCUGAUGCUGCCUAUAAGGCUAUGAAAAGACGGGCCAAAGAUACCUGCAUCGUCAUAUCAGGUGAAAGUGGGGCCGGAAAAACAGAAGCUAGUAAAUACAUUAUGCAGUACAUUGCAGCAAUCACAAACCCAAGCCAGCGGGCAGAGGUCGAGAGCGUGAAGAAUGUGCUGCUCAAAUCCAACUGUGUGCUUGAGGCCUUUGGGAACGCCAAGACAAAUCGCAACGACAAUUCCAGCCGCUUCGGCAAGUACAUGGACAUCAACUUCAACUUCAACGGGGACCCCACUGGAGGACACAUCAACAACUACCUGCUGGAGAAGUCCAGGGUGGUCCAUCAGCAAGACGGGGAGAGGAACUUCCACUCAUUUUACCAGUUACUGCGUGGAGGCUCAGAUGAGAUGCUGGAGUCAUGUCAUCUACAGAACGAUCCUGCUCUUUAUACCUAUACCAAAGAGGGAGCUGCAACUACCACCUCCAACAACGACCGCUCAAGCCACAAAGCAGUGAUGAGUGCCCUGGACGUGAUUGGCUUCUCUAAAGAGGAAAUUAAUUCAAUUUAUCAGAUCCUGGCCUCCAUUCUUCUGUUGGGUAACAUGCAAUUUGAGAGUGAUGGUGAGAGCGUUCAGAUCGUAGGACUUGAAGCCGUUAACCACAUCUCUGAGCUGACGGACACAGAUGCGGACAGUGUCAGUAAGAGCCUGCUGUACCGCACCGUGGCCACCGGGGGAGGCGAGGUCAUCGAGAAGGGACACACGGAGCAGGACGCUUGCUUCGGACGGGACGCUUUUGCCAAGGCUCUAUAUGAGAGACUUUUUGGCUGGAUUGUAAACCGCAUCAACAGCGUCAUCGAAGUUAAAGACUACAACCCAUUGCUUCAUGGGAAGAACACAGUCAUCGGUGUGCUGGACAUCUACGGCUUUGAGAUCUUUGACAACAACAGCUUCGAACAGUUCUGCAUCAAUUACUGCAACGAGAAGCUGCAGCAGCUGUUCAUCGAGCUGAUCCUCAGACAGGAGCAAGAUGAAUACCAGAGAGAGGGCAUCACCUGGCAACAUAUUGAUUACUUCAACAACCAGAUCAUUGUGGACCUUGUGGAGCAGCCUCACAAAGGCAUCAUCUCCAUUUUGGACGAAGCUUGCCUCACUGUAGGCAAAGUCACUGACACGGUCUGCCUGGAGAGCAUGGACACCAAACUGGCCCAGCACCCCCACUACACCUCCCGCAAGCUCACCCCCACGGACAAAACCAUGGACUUCAAGAAACACUUCCGUAUUCGCCACUAUGCGGGAGACGUCACAUAUUCUGUCGAAGGCUUUCUGGACAAAAACAAGGACCUGCUUUUCCAAGAUUUCAAGCGUCUCAUGUACAACAGUGCCAACCCAGUCCUGAAGGAGAUGUGGCCAGAUGGUCAGCUGAGUAUCACAGAGGUCACCAAGCGACCUCUGACUGCAGCCACCCUCUUCAAGAACUCCAUUGUGGCCUUGGUGGAUAAACUGAGCUGCAAGGAGCCUUACUACGUGCGUUGCAUAAAGCCCAACGAGAUGAAGUCUCCGGUGUUGUUUGAUGAUGCCCGGUGCCAGCACCAGGUGGCCUACCUGGGCCUGAUGGAGAAUGUGAUGGUGCGCAGAGCGGGCUUUGCCUACAGGCAGCAUUACGCUCGCGUCCUACAGCGGUAUAAAAUGACGUGCGAGUACACCUGGCCGAACCACCUGAUGGCCUCGGACAGAGAGGCUGUGGAAGCCAUCGUAAACCAGCAUGGUUUCCAGGACGAUGUGGCGUACGGACACACUAAGCUGUUUGUCAGAACGCCGCGGUCCCUCUACACUCUGGAGCAGGAGAGAGCGGCCCUCAUUCCCAUCCUGGUGCUCUUCCUGCAGAAGGUGUGGCGUGGGGCUUUGGCUCGCAUGAGGUGCCGAAGAAUGAGGGCCAUCUACACCAUUAUGGGCUGCUAUAAGCGCUACAAGGUGAAGGCCCACUUCUGGGAGGUGGAGAGGAGGUUCGCUAACGUGCGAACCAUGGCUGACUACGGAAAGAGUGUGGAGUGGCCGACCCCGCCUGCAGCUCUGUCCCAGUUUCACAACAACACAGUCAUGCUGCAUCGCCGGUGGUGGGCGAGGCAGAUUGUGAAGAACAUCCCUCCGUCUGACAUGCUGGAGGUUCGAGCCAAAGUUGCGGCUCUGACUGCUUUGAGCGGAGAGAGGAAAGACUGGGGAGUCAGCAGAGCCUGGGAGAGGGACUACCUGUCCAAUGUGCGAGACUGCCCUCAGACCAGCUCCAGCUUCAUGCGUGCUUCCAAGGAGCUGAGGAACAAAGACGAGUACAGUCAGGUCCUCUUCUCUGGCUUCUGUCGGAAGGUGAACAGAUUCAACAAAAGCACAGACCGUGCCGUGCUCAUCACAGACAAGUGCGUCUACAAAUUAGAGCCAAAGAAACAGUACAAGGUUUUGAAGAGGCUUCCCUUAGACACUUUAACAGGACUGAGUGUGACCAGCGGGGUCGACCAAAUGGUGGCGCUACACACGACCUCCCAGGAUGACGUCCUGCUGUGUCUGCAGCGAGGGGAGCUAUGCACCAACCAGGACCGAGUGGGCGAGCUGGUGGGAGCGUUGGUGGACCACUUCACACGUAUAAGAAAAGUCCAUUUCCCAGUGAAGGUUUGCCCUUCAGCUGUGCAGCUUCAUAUGCGGGGAAAACCAAAGAGCGUCACUGUAGAAACCAAGCCAGGCCAGACCAACGUAGAUUUUAAGAAGAGCCGAGAUGGUUUCAUCCUGCUCAUCCCCACUAAUUAACAGUUGUCCGACUCAAACACCGACAGCUUGACCUCAGGACCUGAGUGCUCUGCCUUUUGGGAACUUGUCUCUUAAUUUUGCCUUGAAAAACAGUUGUUUAUUGUUAAAGAUUGUUGAAAUAUUUUCACAAAGGUUUUUAAGUGUUAAGAGCGGAUACUGCUUUCUGAAUCCUGAGCUGCAGGAGGACGAUGUUUACUAGACAAUUACGAAAGUAUUGAAUAGAGAAGUUAGGAGAUAAUUUUGUUGUUGGAUAGACUCAGGACACAACUGCCAAACACACAUCUAUGAGUCUGUCUUUGCUUUUGAUGUUACAUAAAAUACUGAGGAUUUUUGAAGAUAUUUUUUAAAGACAAGAUGGAACAAAAACAGAAGUAAAUGCACUUUUUGAAUGACAAAUUGCACAUCAUAAUGCACCAAAACAACCAAGAGAAAAUAUCCCAGAUAUAUUUUUGUAUACUGAGUUGAAUUGUAAUGAAAUAAGAACUAUUUUUUGUGCUGUUGCCUCAAAAGGCAGACUGUGGCAAUUAUUCCAUGUCAGAAGUAAUAAAGAGGAAAACGAGAAACAAGAAGAAAGAAAAUAAAUUAUUCAAGAUUUACUUAAGUGAGCUCUCUGUGUGUUAAUUUCUCCCUAAUGCUUUGCCACAUGAAUAGACAGUGUGCUGUAGUCAAGUCGACAUUAUACAAUGAUUAAAAUGUGUUUCUCAAAUGUGGUCUGGGGAUUUAAUGGAAGACUGAAGAAGUAAGAAUAUGAAUGAGAGAGGUCAGGAGCCUGUCAGUGUUGCUCUGUGAUUGAGAGGAUUUCCUGUACAAAUACAGUCAAUUUACAGCAUCA